Messenger RNA from Cornus florida, 1583 nucleotides. Its product is annotated as alpha-farnesene synthase-like. Gene Ontology annotation, molecular function: terpene synthase activity; magnesium ion binding. The record is from RefSeq and is a predicted model, not a curated record. Bases 453 to 1280 code for a protein of 275 amino acids. NCBI's taxonomy places the organism in Eukaryota, Viridiplantae, Streptophyta, Magnoliopsida, Cornales, Cornaceae. The transcript has 4 exons.
GCCUAAAGGAUAAUAUAGUAAUAGGUCCUAUUGUACAAGCCCAGCCCAAUAUGACCUUUGUCUAUAUAAACAUGACCAAUGCAUGUGUCAAGGCAUAGUCUCUCACCGCUGCUAAAACAUAUCAUGGAUUGCACAAAUGUAGCAGUGGCUGGUGAUGACCAAGUGGUUCAGUGCCAGGCUGAAGACUUCAGGGCACAUCAAAGCUCCGAAAGGCGAUCCGCAAACUACAAGCCAAACAUUUGGAAUAUGAACUCCUUCGGUCUCUCAAGAGUCAAUACACUCUGAGAUUGCCAACUUAAUUCUUGGAUGUUAUCAUAUAUCUAUAUCUAUAUAUAUAUAUAUAUAACAUUUAUUUGUACAUUUAAUGGGGAAAAAAAAUUAUUUGUAUAACUUUCAUUAUUAUAAACGUUUCCAAUAGUGUUGUACGAGUACGUCUCAAGCAAUUCGAUAAGAUGCCACUGUUUAAGGACCAGACUGGAGACAAGCAUAACUUUUUGACAUUAUUUUCGUGCAAGGAUGAAAAAUAUGGUACACACAUGGAGAAGCAGAAAGAGGAAGUCAAGAUCAUGUUUGUGGAAGCACUGGACCAAGUGGCUACGUUGGAGCUAAUAGACAGAAUCGAAAAACUUGGUCUGUCUUACCUAUUUGAGAAGGAAAUCAAGGAAGCCCUAGACACCAUAGCAUCCAUGAAGAACAAUAGUUGUGGUGUAGAAGACAACCUCUAUGCUUCUGCACUGUGCUUUAGGCUCCUUAGGCAACAUGGCUACAGCGUUUCUCAAGAUAUGAUAAGAGGCUUCAUGGACGACAAGGGUACAUUCAUGAAAGGAACACAUGCGCAAUUUGAUGUUAAAGCAAUGCUCGAGCUUUUUGACGCCACGAAUCUAGGCUUCGAAGGUGAAAACAUAUUGGAUGAUGCUAAUGCUUUAUCUAGUGAAGUUAUCACAAAAUUGAGCCAUGCAGUAGAGCUUCCAUUGAACUGGAGAGUGCAGUGGUACAACUUGAGGAGGCAGAUAAUUGCGCUUGAGAAAGAGGAUAACACAAACCCCAUUUUACUUGAAUUGGCAAAAUUUAACUUCAACAUGGUUCAAGCCAUACACCAAAAAAAUCUUGGCGUGACAGCUAGGUGGUGGAAGAAUCUUGGUCUGGCAGAAAAUCUGAAGUUUACUAGGGACCGAGUGGUUGAAAGUUAUCAAUGGGCAGUGGGAGUUGCUUUCGAAGCUCAGUUUGGAAAUUUUAGAAAAUGGUUAACCAAAGCCAUUACUUUUAUCAUAGUUAUGUAAGCAAUUACAUUUCAAAUAGGAUUCAUGGCUCCAAUACAUAAAUUUAAUAGAGAAAGACAUACCCGAUAUAAAAACUAUGUUUGAAGAGAACACUAGAGCGGAAACAUUCUUCAACUUUUUACCUUUACUGCAAUAUUAAAUGAUGGAUUUCAAACCUUUCUAUCGCAUAUUUAUAGAGGGCUGGGACCGUUCCAUAAUCGUUGUGAGAGUAAAAGAUAUGUUGAUUCCAUCAACCAACACACUUUUUACAAAUAGACAUGUUGGUUCCAUCAACAAACACACCUCUUGAUUACACACACACAC